AUGGAGAUUAAACAAGAACCUGAAGACGUUCUCUGGAAGAAGGAGAUUCCAGAUAAUUUUGUGUGUUUAACUGAAAUAAAGCAAGACAUUCCUGAAGAUGAAUUUGCUUCCUAUAACACACAAGAGAACUUUUUCGUGGAUACCAAGGAUUUAAAUGAAAUUAAACGAGAAGUUAAUGCUGAAGAUUUAAAAUAUGAAGAUGUAUCUUGUGAAAUGGAAUUAAAUAUUAGUGAAAACAGCUUUCCUAAAUUAUCUAAAAAAGGAUCCUGUGUUCAACAAUGA
Diabrotica balteata is the source of this 282-nucleotide messenger RNA. NCBI's taxonomy places the organism in Eukaryota, Metazoa, Arthropoda, Insecta, Coleoptera, Chrysomelidae. The record is from the annotation of a GenBank genome assembly.